Molecule: messenger RNA, 2281 nt
Organism: Vanessa tameamea
Lineage: Eukaryota; Metazoa; Arthropoda; Insecta; Lepidoptera; Nymphalidae
Gene: HtrA2
Product: serine protease HTRA2, mitochondrial-like
Exons: 14
Coding region: 129-2234 (701 amino acids)
Biological process (GO): proteolysis; programmed cell death; positive regulation of apoptotic process
Molecular function (GO): protein binding; serine-type endopeptidase activity
Source: RefSeq, a predicted model, not a curated record
CUUCAGUCGGACGAGCGUUGUCGUGGCAUAGUCGUGUGUAUUAUUUAGAAACGUAUUUGUUAUCAUUUUACGCCAACUAGUGUUUUGUAUCAAACAUAGCCCACGCAUUAACAAUUAUAAACAGUAUUAUGAACAAGAUGUACUUCGGUGGCGUUGAGGGGGGAGCAACACAUUCGAAUCUGGUGAUAUGCAACGAAUCUGGCAAGGUCGUGGGCAAGGCGCGAGGACCAGGCACCAACCACUGGGCGCUAGGCAUAGAAGAGUGUGCUAAACGAAUCAUUGAUAUGGUUCACGCUGCCAAAGAAGAUGCUGGUAUUCCCUUGGACCAACCGAUUGACUCUUUGGGUCUCACGUUGUCGGGGUGCGAGCAGGAGAGCAGCAAUGCGGACCUCGCGGUUCGUGUGCGGGAGAAGGACGGAGCAUGCGCAGGCGCUAUAUACGUAGCAUCAGACACAGCUGGUUCCCUGUUUACAGGGGCACCAAAUGGAGGAAUGGUGCUUAUAGCUGGUACUGGAUCGAAUGCAUUACUGAGGACUCCGGAUGGUCAGCAAUAUGGCUGUGGAGGUUGGGGCUACCUCUUGGGUGAUGAGGGAGGCGCAUACUGGAUAGCCCAUCGUGCAGUCAAAGCGAUAUUUGACGACGAAGAUGGUUUGCUGCCGUCGCCACAUCCAACUGUACGGGUUUGGGAAGUAAUCAGUGAACACUUCAAAGCUGAAACACGUGCUGAUCUUCUUCCCCACGCGUAUAAACACUUUGAUAAGUCGCAUUUUGCAGGUCUCACAGCGAAGCUCUCGAAAUUAGCAGAGCAAGGCGACGCGCUGUCGCAGCACGUGUUCGCGGGCGCGGGCGCGGCGCUGGCGGCGCACGCGGCGGCGCUCGCCGAGCGCGCGCACGGCGCCCGCAACGGCACGAGCGCCGCGCUGCGGGUCGUCUGCGUGGGCUCGGUGUGGAACAGCUGGGAUGCGCUGCGACCUGGGGUCUUGAAGCAAUUAGCUGCGAGACGGGUAAAAAUUGAGUUAGAACUCGUUCGACUCAAGGUCUCGAGCGCUAUGGGCGCAGCUUGGCUUGCAGCUAAACACGUCAACUACAGCCUGCCCCGAGACGAUUCAGCAUUCUGUGAAGUUUUCUACACGUAUCGGCCCGAUGUGAAUGGCAAAGUUAAUGGAACACACAACGGUAAGCUGGAUAACGGACUCCAAGGUUGCGGCUUUGCAACGGGUAUCGUAGGUUAUGUUAGUGCUAAAGAAAAAGUAUCGGCUGCUUCUGUGAUAAGUUUAUCAGGUAGAAGGGAUAAGUAUAACUUUAUAGCUGAUGUUGUGGCUGUGUCUGCUCCGUCAGUGGUGUAUAUAGAGAUUAAAGAUGACAGACGGCGUGAUAUAGUGACUGGUCAGUCGAUCACCUUGUCCAACGGAUCUGGAUUUAUUGUUAAAGAAGAUGGACUUAUAUUGACGAACGCUCAUGUGGUCGUGAACAAGCCUAAUGCUACAGUUAAUGUUCGAUUAAUGGAUGGCUCCAACCAUACAGGAUUUGUCGAGGAUGUUGAUUUGAAAUCAGACUUAGCGACACUACGGAUUCCGGUGAAAAACUUACCUACAAUGAAGCUCGGGUCUUCAGCUGACAUCAAGCCUGGCGAGUGGGUGGUAGCGAUGGGCAGCCCUCUAGCUCUGAGCAAUACUGUGACUGCAGGUGUUAUUAGUUCUACGCAGAGGGCGAGUGAAGAACUUGGCUUAAUAGGCAAAGACAUGGUCUAUAUCCAAACAGACGCACCGAUAACCUUCGGUAACAGUGGCGGCCCGCUCGUGAACUUGGACGGUGAAGCCAUCGGUAUUAACAGUAUGAAGGUCACGUCUGGAAUAUCAUUUGCCAUACCAAUCGACUAUGUUAAGGAGUUUCUAGCUAAAAGCAAAACGAAGUCACCACCAGUGUCCCGGAGGUAUUUGGGUAUAACGAUGCUGUCGCUCACACCGAAUAUUCUCUUCGAAUUACGAAUGAGAAAUCCAGAGAUGCCGUCUGACAUCGAUCAUGGUAUUCUGGUGUGGAAAGUCAUCAUUGGAUCACCGGCUUACAACGGAGGCCUACAGCCAGGUGACAUCGUGACGAGCAUCAAUGGCAGCCCAGUCCGGAGCGCCGGAGACCUCUAUAGUGUUCUGGAGACUGCCCCGGGGAAGCUCUCGAUGCUGAUAGUCCGAGGGAAGACCAGGACCACUGUCACCAUCACGCCAGAAAUACAUUAAGAUUAUUAAUUAUAUUAUAUAUACAUGUUAAUAAAUAUAUUGACUUU